GGGGGCAGGGUUUUAGUUUAGCCAUUUGAUGGCUUUUGGGCGUGAUAGCUGAAGUGUCUCUUUUUUUCUGUUGAUAAAAUUCAUUUUUUUCGUGAAGUUUUAACGAAGUUUGAUGUGUUUAUCUAGUAAAUUUAGUUCAUUGGUGAACCGCAUGACAGAAGUUUGAGUUUUGGUCCGAGAGAGUGAAAUGGUUGUCUCGCUGUUCUCUGUUUUCAGUUUGUUGUAGGGUUAAUCUAUAUUACAUGGGCAAGAUGCCACUUCACAGGGCCUAUGUAGCUUUGUCCGGUGGCAGGAUGAUUUGGCGAAUCUGACCAGAUAAAAAGGGCAACGUCUGGAUUGGCUGUUUGUCAAAUUUCAGAAUAUAACUCUAUCAAAUGCCCUCCCAUGCAUCCAACUGUAUCCUCACAGCUCAUUCCACUGUCCAAGUUUCUUGGGAUAGGACAAGACGGUAUCAGCCGCACAUGCAUUAGACAUCCCCCCCACUAGUGGGGAAGACAAAGGACGACAACCAUGGCCUCAAGGUCCUCCACACUGCCUCCUGUCCCCAUCCCUAAUUCAUAUCGUAAUGUUAGUAAACCUUACCGUCUCCAAAACUGUUCCUAUUCAAACUCUACAAUAGCAAAUCUUCCUACCAAAAUAGAAGAGAAACAACGAUCUCCUGUCAUCAGUGAAAACUCUCAAUCUCUUCUUCAAAUAGAGAUAUCCUCAAAGUCUAAACCUAAGACCCCCACAAUUCGAUCCCGUCUCAGCCAAUUAUGCCAAGAAGGACAACCUGAGGUUGCUCGCCGCCUCUUUGACACCAUUCCUUGCCCCACCACUGUGCUUUGGAACACGAUCAUUAUUGGGUUCAUCUGCAAUGGCAUGCACAAUGAAGCUCUUCGAUUUUAUGUCCGAAUGAGGACCUGUACCACCAUACGAUCUGAUUCCUAUACUUAUUCUUCCGUGCUUAAAGCUUGCGCUGAAAGUCAACAAUUGAAAUUUGGAAAAGCUGUACAUUGUCAGAUUCUUCGUUCUCAUACAAAUCCAAGUAGAAUUGUUAGUAAUUCUCUUCUGAACAUGUACUCAAAUUGUUUGAGCCCAUCCUUUGAAAUCCAAGAGGAUAGAAAUGGCAGUGGAGUUUUCAAAUUUCCUCAAUCUGAUGUAGUACAGAAAUUGUUUGAUGGUAUGCGUAAGAGAAGUGCAGUAGCAUGGAAUACUAUAAUUGCAUGGUAUGUCAAAACUGGACGAUUUGUUGAAGCCUUGAAGCAAUUUAGGCAGAUGAUACAUAUGGGAAUAAAAUUAACAGUUGUUAGUUUCAUCAAUGUCUUUCCAGCAGUGGCAAGUAUCAGAGAUCAGAAGAACUCUGGUGUCCUGUAUGGUUUGCUUCUCAAAAUGGGUAGUGAGUAUGUUAGUGAUCUUUUUGCUGCAAGUUCAGCAAUUUUCAUGUAUUCAGAACUUGGAGACAUGGUUUCUGCAAGGCAGGUUUUUGAUUUGUGUACAGAGAGAAAUAUAGAAGUUUGGAACACCAUGAUAAGUGGGUAUGUGCAAAAUGAUCACCCCGCUGAAGGUCUCAAUCUUUUCAUUAAAGUCUUAGAUUUGGAUAAGAUUAUUCCUGAUAAUGUAACUUUCCUCACUGCUUUGACAGCUACUUCGCAGUUGCAGCAACUGGACUUCGGGCGACAGCUUCAUGCUUAUGUGAUAAAAAAUUUAAUGGCAUCAAAUGUUGUUAUCUCGAAUGCCCUAAUUUCUAUGUAUUCCAGGUGUGAUCUGGUUGAGGCUGCAUUCAUGGUUUUUGAUAAAAUGCCGGAAAGGGAUCUUGUCUCUUGGAAUACCAUGGUUUCUGCUUUUGUACAGAAUGGAUUGGAUGACGAAGGAUUGAUGCUUGUGUAUGAGAUGCAGAAACAGGGAUUCGUGAUUGAUUCCAUAACUGCCACAGCUUUGCUUUCGGCUGCAUCAAAUCUCAGAAACCAGAAAAUUGGAAAAGAGACCCAUGCUUAUCUCUUCAGACAUUGGAUUCAAUUUGAGGGAAUGGACAGUUAUCUUAUAGACAUGUAUACGAAGGCUGGUUUGAUCGAUGCUGCAGAAAAGCUUUUUGAGAAGAAUUGUGUUCGUGAUAGAGAUCAAGUCACGUGGAAUGCCAUGAUCUCUGGGUACAGCCAAAAUGGGCAGAUUGAACAAGCUUUAAUUGUGUUCCGGCAGAUGCUCCAGCAACAGCAGUUACCUAAUGCUGUUACACUUGCAUCUAUCCUUCCAGCCUGCAGUCCAGUUGGAGGAAUUGGUUUUGGGAAGCAGCUCCAUGGGUUUGCAUUUCGCCACACCCUGGACCAAAAUGUCUUUGUUGGUACAUCGCUAAUAGACAUGUACUCAAAGUGUGGUGAAAUCAGUUAUGCUGAAAGAGUUUUCACUAGACUACCUGAGAUAAAUUCUGUCACAUACACCACUAUGAUCUCAGGCUAUGGCCAGCAUGGACUGGGUGAAAGAGCUCUGUCCUUGUUUCAGUCGAUGCCACUCUCUGGCAUGAAACCUGAUGCCGUCGCUUUUGUUGCUGUCUUGUCAGCUUGCAGUUAUUCUGGAUUGGUUGAUGAAGGCCUCCAAAUAUUUGAAUCAAUGGAAGAUGAAUAUAUGAUUGCCCGCAAACCUGAGCACUAUUGCUGUGUUGUGGACAUGUUAGGAAGGGCUGGGAGGGUCAUGGAAGCCUAUGAACUAGUUAAUGAACUGGGUGAUGAGGCUAAUGUAGUGGGGCUUUGGGGUUCACUUCUUGGUGCUUGUAGGAUACACAAAAAGUAUGAAUUGGGGAAAGUGGUUUCUGAGAGGUUGCUUGAGAUGGAGAAAGGAAAUGGCAUGGCUGGCUACCAUGUUCUGUUGUCAAAUAUUUAUGCUGAAGAGAGAAAGUGGGACAAUGUUGAAAGUGUGAGGAAGGAAAUGAGAGAGAGGGGUUUGAGGAAAGAGGCGGGUUGUAGUUGGAUUGAGAUUAGUGGUGUUGUGAAUUGCUUCACAUCUAGGGAUCAAAAGCAUCCUCAGUGUGAUUUAAUUUACGCAAAGUUGGAAGAAUUGUCUAUGGAGAUAAAGGUGGCUGGUUAUAGGCCUUGUCUCAGUAGUGAGUAUGAAGAAUGAACCAAGGCAUAGAGCACAGUGUUUGACAGCACAUGAUUCUCUGUUUCUUGUAUGUGCAGUGUUUGCACUGUAUCUUAUUUUCUGUUCCAAAUACUUAAAUGGAGAUAGGAUAUGCUAAACAUCUCUGUAGCCCCCGUUGCUUCCAUUAAAAAAAUAUAUUUGAAAAUUGUCUUGACAUUCAGAUUGUCAGUUGCAAAAUCUGAAUAUGACAUUUUCUAAUUACCUCCAAAUGGCCAAAAGCCCAUUCCGCCACACCCUUGCUCUCUUUGUCCUCUCCACCCAAACCCUUACCUUGGCUGAUGGCCCUCAGUGACAUUAUCCUUGGUUCUUCCACUCUCUGAAUCGUUUCAUCAGCAACAAAUUGACUCUGCUCUGGUGAGUCUCUCUCUCUCUCUCUUAGCAUCUUUUUAUUUAUCUCAAAUGUCAUGUUUUUUUUUACCUUCUAUAUUCUUUCUUUUUCUUUUCAUUUAUAUAAAUGUUUGGUAGUUUAGGGUUUUUUUUAUUAUUAUUAUUAUUAUUUGUUUGCUUUUGGUCAUCAUUUUCAUUUCCAGAAGAACAAGUGUUUUUCCUUUGGUUUAGUUGAUUUUGAAGUGGUUGAUUCUUUCUAACUUUUCUUCCUGCACAUAUAUAUCUAUGGUGGGCAAUGAAAGGAUAUACAGGAUUGGUUCCUACAUUCUUUACUAAUAUGAUUCUUUUGAAUUUCUGAAGGUAGUCCUAUACUCUCUGCUUUCUUCUUGUUUGAUUUCUGGUAAUCACAGGUGUACUGUAGUGUAAAUGUUGAGAUAGUCAAGAGCCUCCCAUAGUUUUGACUAUUUAUUUUGUACAGUGAUCUAUUUACAUUUUUUGGAGGUGACCCAAUAUGAGAAAAUGAAUGUGUCAAAAUGACCUCCAAAGCACUAUUGAUGAUCUUUAGGUACAUUCCAGCUUCUUCCAUAGAGGGAGAGAAAAUAGUGCACUUGUAUACCACCUGAAGAGGAAGGCCUGACUGAUGGUUUUUAUGCAUUAGUCUGGCACAUUUGCGGUUGAUGCUUUGAUUAUCUUCAUUGUUCUUAGAAAUGAGUGGAGAAAUUGACACUUUGCUAAACUUGGUGGAGCCUGAAUUUGGCUUUAAGCCUGUUGUAUAUUCUAGUUUUUUUGGCGGCAAGCAAGUGGAUGGUCUUGUUUGGAUCCAUGUAGCCGACUCCAUUAAGUUGGGAUUAAGGCUGAGAUUGUUGUUGCAAGUGGAUGGUCUUGUUAUUGCUAUCGAAAAUCUUCUAAAGGUACAAAUGACACUGAAUUGGCUGCUGCUAUCGAUGCAAUGGCUGCAGCUGCACACUCUUUAAUAAUUUCUAUUGGGAUCUUUCAUGGGAGAUUGCAGAUUGAGGAGGCCACCGAGAUUAGACUUGAAGAAGACCAACGGGUUCGUUUGACCCCCUCCCCUUUUCUACACACACACACAUCUAUAUGUAGGUUCUCAUUCUCCUUUUUGGUUCUUGUGAAAAUCUGAGGUCUGGAUACCCAGACCAAUAUUCUACAGGUUUGGGUUGCCCAUAAUAUGAUACUUUUCCUACGAUAAGAGAUUAGGUGGGAGAAAAUUCAGCAUAAGUGACUGUAAAAGUGUAUUAUAAAUCAUUUAGUUGGACUCAAGAAAUGUUUUAAUUUGGUUUUAAAA
Molecule: messenger RNA, 4744 nt
Organism: Macadamia integrifolia
Lineage: Eukaryota; Viridiplantae; Streptophyta; Magnoliopsida; Proteales; Proteaceae
Product: pentatricopeptide repeat-containing protein At3g22150, chloroplastic
Exons: 4
Coding region: 511-3093 (860 amino acids)
Biological process (GO): RNA modification
Molecular function (GO): protein binding; RNA binding
Source: RefSeq, a predicted model, not a curated record